Molecule: messenger RNA, 1522 nt
Organism: Durotheca rogersii
Lineage: Eukaryota; Fungi; Ascomycota; Sordariomycetes; Xylariales; Xylariaceae
Product: DHS-like NAD/FAD-binding domain-containing protein
Exons: 2
Coding region: 277-1482 (401 amino acids)
Molecular function (GO): NAD+ binding
Source: RefSeq, a predicted model, not a curated record
CGUAAGUAUACCAGGGGGGGCCGUGAGGAUCCUGCCUUGCCUACUAUAAUAUAAGGUUUCCUAGGCACAUACUCAGUGAUGAUUUCACUGUAUGCAAAAUCGACCCGUCCUGAGACAACCUUCAGCCUCACCCGUCACCCAAUCCCUGCUUCUAGGCCUGCCAACAUAACCUACCUACCUGAGGCAUCUACUGCUAUGCCACCGACCCCAAUGUGUCCGGGGUACGCUAGGAGGUAGUCCCACAUCACAUUCCCCUCCGAUCCGGCAUCUCUCUCGAUGCGCAGGCCGUAUCUGCGCAUUCCGUACACCGAUGUAUUAGCAUCGCCCACCGUCGUCCCCCAGACCGCCGCCACCGUCUCCGGUGCCGUUGCCGCCCUGCGGGAGUUCUUCGGGGCCCCGCCCCCUCCUUCGGCCGCCUCCGCUGCCACCGUCGUCCUCUCGGGGGCCGGCAUAUCCGUAGCCAGCGGGCUCGCCGAUUACAGGGGGCCCAAGGGCACCUAUCGCGUGAACAAGACCUACCGGCCCAUCUACUACCACGAGUUCGUGCAAGACCACGAGGCCCGGAAGCGCUACUGGGCCCGCAGUUUUCUCGGCUGGACGAACCUCCUCAAGGCGAAGCCUAACGUCGGCCACUACGCGGUGAAGCACCUCGGCGACCUGGGACUGGUUCACAGCGUCAUCACCCAGAACGUAGAUUCUUUCCAUUCCAAGGCGCACCCCCAGCUGCCUACGCUCGAGCUGCACGGCUAUCUGAGAUCUUGCGUGUGUACAUCAUGCCACGAGGAGCUGCCCCGAGACCUGUUCCAAGACGAGCUGGCUAGACUAAAUCCCGCUUGGGCAGCUUUUCUCGCCGAGAUCCUGGCCACCGGUGCCCUGGACGCCGAGAACCCCGACGAGAGGCGGGCCAAGGGGUUGAGGACAAACCCCGACGGUGACGUCGACCUCCCGGAUGCCCCCUAUACUACAUUUCGCUAUCCCGCCUGCCCCAAGUGCCUCGCCGCCCCGCCUGCCGUCGCCGACGGGAGCCACGCGACAGUCGAGGUCGACGCCGAGGGGGCUUGGAAGGCGACAAGCACCGCCGGGAUAUUGAAGCCAGCCGUUACCAUGUUCGGAGAGAACAUACAGCCGCCGGUCAGGGCCGCCGCCGAGCAGGCCGUCGAAAACGCCGCGCGACUGCUAAUCCUGGGCACCUCUCUGGCUACCUAUUCCGCAUGGCGCCUAGCCAAAAGAGCUAAGGAUCGAGGUAUCCCUAUAGCCAUCAUCAACUUGGGCGGCGUUAGGGGCGAGGACACCUUGUUUGGCGAUAUCGACCCGGCCCAGGAGGGGGGUAGAGGCGUAAGAGCGGAGUUGUCCACCGACGAGUUGCUGCCCGAGCUCGUACAACAGCUUAGACUGUCAUCGGGUAUCAAGGCGGCCCCGGGUAGCCGCGAUUAUGCCACCGAGAAACAUGGGGCCUCGGUUUUCAAAGACAUGGUGUCGUGAGAGCGUAGAGCGAUCACCCCGACAGAUAUAUACAUAUAUA